UCCAAAAGAAACCCCAUCCUCACCCUGAGCUUCAUGUGGAGGCUAUGCAUCUUUUAUAUCAACAUCUAACUUUUCUUCAAUAGUGGGGAAAGAUGGACCUACAGGUGGAAAACCAAAGCCAGUCUUUCAACACCAACACCGUGAGGCUGCCAGCUAAACAUAUACUGGGAAUGGGUGUAGAUAACUUUAUUUCUCUUCUGAUAUUUGGACUUAUUUUCAUCCUCGGUGUGCUUGGGAACACCAUGGUGAUUACGGUGCUGGCGCGCAGUAAACCGGGACAACCGAGGAGCACAACCAACAUCUUCAUCCUGAACCUGAGCGUGGCUGACCUGUCCUACCUACUUUUCUGCGUCCCCUUCCAGUCCACAAUCUACAUGCUGCCAACAUGGGUCCUGGGAGCUUUCAUCUGCAAGUUCAUCCACUAUUUCUUUACCGUGUCCAUGCUGGUCAGUAUUUUCACUCUGUCGGCGAUGUCCGUGGACCGUUACGUGGCCAUCGUCCACGCCAGGAAAUCCUCGUCGAUUCGAGUGGGGAGGCAUGCCAUGCUCGGAGUGGUACUGAUCUGGACCCUGUCUCUGGUCAUGGCAGCUCCUGUGGCGCACUACCAGACCAUCGUGGAGCGGGAGGACAACAACACCUUCUGCUGGGAGGUUUGGCCGGAUCACCAAAGGAAAGUCUACGUGUUGUGCACCUUUGUUUUUGGAUAUCUCCUGCCCCUCACUUUGAUAUCUGUCUGCUAUGCAAAGGUUUUAAACCAUCUACACAAAAAACUGAAGAAUGUUUCCAAAAAAUCUGAGCUCUCCAAAAAGAAGACUGCGCAGACAGUCCUGGUGGUGGUGGUGGUCUUCUGCCUGUCGUGGCUGCCUCACCACAUAGUCCACCUGUGGGUGGAGUUUGGCUCUUUCCCUCUGAACCAGGCCUCUUUCGUGUUCAGGAUGGUGGCUCACUGCUUGGCCUACAGCAACUCAUCCGUCAACCCCAUCAUCUACGCUUUCCUGUCCGAGAACUUCAGGAAUUCGUACAAGCAGGUUUUCUGGUGCCGGACGCCCAACAAGUGCCCUGUUUACGACACCAGGGAGCUCCGCAGCAGAGUGGAGACGGCACCGUCCACUAACAUCAGUGUGACUUACAAAGGUCAUGACUCUCAGAUCAGUAAAAUGCUUUGAUGCCGCUGCUGAUGUUAGAGGCAUUUUCUGUAUUCUAUAUAGAGCCUGACCAAUACUGGACAUUUGAGGCCAAUACAUGUUGUGAUAGGCUAUUUGUGCUUGACUUGGGCCACUAAUCACCAGAAUCAUGAAUAUAGCCUACUGUAUAUACACAUUUGAUGUUGUUAUGUGUAAGGCAUGAUAGGCCCAUUGCCUGCUCUGAGCCACAAGAGUAGAAAAGAAAGAGUUUAGCAUCAGCACAGAGACUGUAAACAGCUAGCCUGGCUCUGUCUAAAGGUAAGAAAAUUCACCCAACAGAAACUAUAAAGCUCAUUAACCAACACAUUAUAUGCAGUUUUAACACUUAUAAUAAAUUAUAAAUAAUAUAAAAACAUUUUUUAAAAGUUUAAAAACGGCAACCGGCUUUCACAUAGGGUUAGGGUUGUGUGCCAGAUUGUUUUGUUGCCAGACAGACAGUUGGUGCUCCUAACACGCAAAGCAUAAAUGUAGUCAUCUAAUUUUCUGCAAAAAAGCCAAUAAUCAUAUUUCCCAAAUUGAUGAACUUUCUGAUUCUGACCAUCAAAUGAAUAAUUGCUGGACACAAAUGUGCCCUCUAGUGGAUAAACUUUGUAACAAUGUUGCUGUCUCCAAAGAUCCCUACUGAAAUUUAAUUCUUCUUGCCAGACAAAAACAUAAAUGUUGGACAAUUUUUCAAAACCACUGGUUAUGUUCAAUGCAAACAACUUAUUGCAUUUUACUAUAUCUGCGCAUGGCAUCUACCGUAUGGUUAAUGUUAGGGAAAAAUCAUGGUAAUGGCAAAUGAUGUAUGGUUAAGGUAUAGUUAGGGUUAGGCAAACUCCAGUGUCCUGCAUUCAUGUUAGAUAUGCCAUGCAAUUUCCAUGUAAUUCUCUGGGACAUUUUUGUACUACAUUUUAUUGUUAAUUACGGGCCAACAUAUACACCAAAUCUGCCAUGUCCAUGUAUUGGUCAGGCUUUAGCUCUGAGUUUGGUUUUACUAAUGCAGUUAGUGCCAUAAUGUGAAACUUAUUUUUUAAAGGCACAAUUUGAAGUGGAAUGCAAUGUACUUAAAUUGAGCUCUUGGUGAAAUGCAUUUGAGCAAAGAAUCACUUCACCAACUUUAGAGAGCAUUUACUUUCUUUACCUUUCAUUUUAGGCCUCUUCAUUACAUUCUUCCCAUAUAGGAGUCACCAGGAGAUCAGACUCUGCUCUGAUUGUUAAAUCUGAAGUCUGAGUUACUAUGUUCAUACAAUGUUGGCUCUAUACCAGAGAACAUCAAGUACGUGCACAUGAGAAUACUUUAAAUGGCAGUGCAGAUGACCAUUCUGUCCCCAAAGACAAAAGGAUAAAUAAAGCCCCUCAUUGGUUCACACCAGAGCUACCAGAGACAGUUCACAACAGGAAAGAAAAACUGAGUCUGGGAACACGAUUCACUUCUCCAGUUCAUGUUUGCAGGAAAAACUGAGCGCGAAAAGGCCCCACUCACAGUCAAACAUGCAGAUGCAUGUUUUAAACUCACUCUACACUCAGAUUUCCCCCAUUUAUGCUAAAGGCAACCUCUGAACUUUGUUCUUUGUUUGUACUCUUGAAGUUAAUGUCACUGUAAAAUGUUUUCAC
This is a messenger RNA of Micropterus salmoides (largemouth bass), 2780 nucleotides long. RefSeq names its product galanin receptor 1a (gene galr1a). Gene Ontology annotation, biological process: positive regulation of cytosolic calcium ion concentration; G protein-coupled receptor signaling pathway; negative regulation of adenylate cyclase activity. The record is from RefSeq and is a predicted model, not a curated record. Gene Ontology annotation, molecular function: galanin receptor activity. NCBI's taxonomy places the organism in Eukaryota, Metazoa, Chordata, Actinopteri, Centrarchiformes, Centrarchidae. Gene Ontology annotation, cellular component: membrane. The transcript has 3 exons. The coding region runs from base 93 to 1166 and encodes 357 amino acids.